This is a messenger RNA of Impatiens glandulifera, 1739 nucleotides long. RefSeq names its product intermediate cleaving peptidase 55, mitochondrial. The coding region runs from base 96 to 1559 and encodes 487 amino acids. The transcript is spliced from 14 exons. Gene Ontology annotation, cellular component: mitochondrion. Gene Ontology annotation, molecular function: metalloaminopeptidase activity; manganese ion binding. The record is from RefSeq and is a predicted model, not a curated record. NCBI's taxonomy places the organism in Eukaryota, Viridiplantae, Streptophyta, Magnoliopsida, Ericales, Balsaminaceae.
UGCAGUAGGUCAUGAGUUGCCAUAGCCAUAGUCAUAGUUGAUCUGAGCGCAGGUAUAAACAAACCAGAGAAGAAGAAGGCAAACAAAAACGAACGAUGCAGAGUCUCCGACGAGCAUCUUGCCGUUGGAUACUAUGUAAGCGGUCAUCAAAAAGCAAUACCCGUACAUAUUCUUCGAAGAAUGUUGUCGACGUGGGGCAGCCAACUGCUGCUUCUCACCCUUGGUUGAUGAAGGAAGGGGAGAUGACACCCGGUUUAAGUAGUGACGAGUAUAUUUCAAGGAGAAAGAAACUAUUGGAGAUUCUUCCAGAGGGAAGUUUGGCAAUAGUUGCAGCAUCACCAGUUAAGAUGAUGACCGAUGUUGUGCCUUACACGUAUCGACAGGAAGCCGAUUAUUUAUAUAUCACUGGCUGUCAGCAACCUGGUGGUGUAGCUGUCUUGGGUCACGAGUUUGGUUUGUGCAUGUUUAUGCCUAAAGCAAGUCCCCAUGAUCUUAUUUGGCAAGGGCAAGUUGCUGGAGUUGGCGAAGCUUUAAAUACGUUUAAAGCUGAACUAUCUUAUCCAAUGGGAAGGUUAGAAGAGAUUCUUUCUAAGAUGAUGAAACGUGCAUCCACACUGUUCCACAAUUUAAAUACAUCCAGUCGGAGUUACAUGGAUUUAGAAGCCUUUCAGAAGGCUGGUCAUGAUGGAAGAGUAAAAGACCUUUCUGUUUACACCCACGAAGUACGAUGGAUAAAAUCAGAAGCAGAACUUAUGCUAAUGAGAGAAUCAGCAUCAAUAGCUUGCCAGGCACUCUUACAGACCAUGUUGCAUUCAAAGGCAUUUCCUGAUGAAGGAUUUCUCUCAGCUAAGUUUGAAUACGAAUGCAGAAAAAGAGGUGCUCAGAGAAUGGCAUUUAACCCUGUUGUGGGUGGUGGGCCCAACGGGACUGUUAUACAUUAUUCUCGGAAUGAUCAGAAAAUCCGAGAUGGAGAUCUUGUCCUCAUGGAUGUUGGUUGUGAGUUGCAUGGUUAUGUUAGUGAUCUCACUCGUACCUGGUCACCGUGUGCCCAUUUCUCCCCAGUUCAGGAAGAACUUUACAGCCUUAUUUUGGAAACAAACAAGGAAUGUAUCAAGCUUUGCAGGCCUGGCAUAAGCAUUUCGGAAAUACACAACUAUUCGGUUGAUAAGAUGCGGAAAGGAUUGAAAGAGAUCGGUGUACUGAAAAAUGAUAAUGCUCAUAAUUAUCAUCCAAUCAAUCCUACUAAUAUAGGCCACUACCUAGGAAUGGAUGUUCACGAUUGCUCUACAAUCAACUAUAACCGUGUCCUGAAACCCGGUGCUGUUAUAACAAUUGAACCAGGAGUUUAUAUUCCAUCUAACUAUGAUGUACCGGAGAGGUAUCGGGGCAUUGGGAUAAGGAUAGAGGAUGAAGUACUUAUUACAGAAUCUGGUUAUGAGGUACUGACUGGAUCAAUACCUAAAGAAAUUAAGCAGAUGGAAUCUUUAGUUAACAAUUAUAGCCCAUAUGGAAUGGAGUCCAACUUCCAGAACAUCAGCAAGGCUGCAUCCAGAGGAUAGUUUCAUUGUUCCAGAUUUACCAAGACUGUAUUUUUUUUAUCAUAUGAUGUUUGCAAAAAUAUUUUGAUAAUUUAUAUUUAGAGCAGUUGUGAAUGGAUAUAGAUUAGUCUGAAAAAUUCCUUACUGCCAUGUAAAAUAAGUGGAUGAGCAAGUAAAUCUAUUGAUAAUUCAAGUAUUAUU